Messenger RNA from Seriola aureovittata, 3123 nucleotides. RefSeq names its product RAB14, member RAS oncogene family, like (gene rab14l). The coding region runs from base 153 to 800 and encodes 215 amino acids. Gene Ontology annotation, molecular function: GTP binding; GTPase activity. The transcript is spliced from 8 exons. The record is from RefSeq and is a predicted model, not a curated record. Gene Ontology annotation, biological process: Golgi to endosome transport; endocytic recycling; phagosome maturation. Gene Ontology annotation, cellular component: phagocytic vesicle; trans-Golgi network; recycling endosome. Lineage: Eukaryota; Metazoa; Chordata; Actinopteri; Carangiformes; Carangidae.
UGUCCCAGAACCCAUUGUACACAGCGGAGGAAACCCUGUGCCGCGAGCAGCCAUCUUGGAUAGACAGAUCAUACUUGAGCCAGGAUAACCUGCAGACCUCCUCUGAGCAGAUCAAGAACAGACAGCUCAAAAGACUUCAUUCCUGAGCCACAAUGGCCACUGCACCGUACAACUACUCCUACAUUUUCAAAUACAUCAUUAUCGGGGACAUGGGGGUGGGGAAGUCAUGUUUGCUUCACCAGUUCACAGAAAAGAAAUUCAUGGCAGACUGCCCCCAUACGAUUGGUGUGGAGUUUGGUACAAGAAUCAUCGAGGUGAGUGGCCAGAAGAUCAAGCUGCAGAUCUGGGACACGGCAGGACAAGAGCGCUUUAGGGCCGUCACCCGCUCCUACUACCGCGGAGCUGCAGGAGCACUCAUGGUCUACGACAUCACCAGGAGAAGCACGUACAACCACCUCAGCAGCUGGCUGACUGAUGCUAGAAACCUCACCAACCCCAAUACUGUGAUCAUUCUCAUAGGAAACAAGGCAGACCUGGAGGCCCAGAGGGACGUCACGUACGAGGAGGCAAAGCAGUUUGCUGAGGAGAACGGUCUGCUGUUUCUCGAAGCUAGUGCAAAAACAGGUGAAAACGUUGAGGACGCCUUCCUGGAAGCCGCUAAGAAGAUCUACCAGAACAUCCAAGAUGGCAGCCUGGACCUGAACGCCGCCGAGUCAGGGGUCCAGCACAAGCCCUCAGCCCCUCAGGGCGGCCGGCUAACCAGUGAACCACAGCCCCAGAGGGAAGGCUGCGGCUGCUAAUGACCAAGCAAACCCCCUUCGCCCUCUCUUUCUCUCCCCCCCCUCUCUCUCUCUCCCCCUCUCUGUGUCCUGACCGCCCUCCCCAACCACCACCACCCUUUUCCAUCCAUUUCUUCACCUCCGUACGUUCAUCCACCCUCACUGCACCAGGAGCUGCAUGAGAGCAGGGCUGCGGAGGGAAGGAACGGGGGACGGAUAUUGACUUGGGCCUGACUGAGCUGGGCUGUGUGGACUACAUCUCUCCCCUCCUCCUCUCUGCCUGUCUGUCUCCCGCUGUUGCUGUCUCACUCCUCCUCUUUAAACUGUCAAGUGUGUUGUCGUCCCAUAACGCUCCUCUUUUGCUCCCCUCUGCUCCUCUUGCACCAUUCAGUGUAGUCCCCCCCCCCGUCGUAGUAUCGUAGACACCACCACGCAUUACACGGGUUACUGACACUUUAGAUAGAUGUAAUGUUCAUACGAUAAUGAUAAACUGAGACUGUUUUUUAUGUUUGGUUUUAUAGCUAUAUAUGACAUGUAAACACUGCAUUAAGUUUCAUCCACCACUGAUAAUUUCGUUAUGAAUCAAAUCUAAAUUAUAUUCCCAAUCUCCUGGCAGCCUCUCCUGCAUGGUUUACCAAUCCAGCAUUUUAUCGAGACAUGCAGGUGCGAUAUCUCACACGCGGGUCAUUUUUGUGGGAUCGGGCAGUGAAGUAGUGCAUCAUGCAGCCACGCAGGUAGAAGCCCACAAGUGUCGUUCAGAGAAUGUGAGCUUUUUCAGCAGGAUUCAACCCCUGCUUGUGGCUUUUUAAUUCUACUCCUGCUGCUCAGCACAAAGCAAAUCCCUUUGCCAGAUGUGGCAAGACUGAUGUUCUCAGGAGAGAGAGGAAAACAUUUAGAAAACCAGGAAUCACCUACAAAUUCCUUGUGGGUGAUUCCUCAGUCUCUCCUGUGAGAUAUCAUAGGGAGGAAUAUUGGAUGUUUUCCAGUUUGUCUAUGUGUGUUUGUGAGUGUCAGUGUUAAGAAGUUGGAUGGGGGUUUCUUUUGACACUUAAACAAAAACAAACACAAAAAAAAAAAAGAACAUGGCUUUUCUGUUUUUGAUGGAAAGAUUUAUUCACAUCAGUUUCUUUGCACCAGCUCUCUCCCUCCUCACCUGUCCGACCCCAAAACUCUCCCCCAGGUCAUAUCAACAGAUUCUGUCUUUACCAGCAUUGUCUUUGUCAUUGUUUGUUGCCUUAUUAUAAUUAAUAUGUUAUUACUCUUUAAUCUUUAUAGUUUUGCUGCACUUGCUCUUAUCACUGCUGUUGGACUCACCCCGACUCAGUAAAUGAUCUCUUCUUAGAAUAAUUAUUGCAUUUAACUGGAGAAUAACAUAAACACACAAGUGGUGGCUCACAUGGUCAAAAUAUCAGCAGCAUGGUCUGAAGCCCACAUCUCGACUAUUCAGAUGUAAAAACAAACUCAAAACUUCAAGUGUAGCUGCACUGAAGAGCUGAUCUGUUCAUAAGGACAGUUGGUCCUCUUGUAUAAUACAACACCAAGCAGCAUGCCCCCCUCCCCAAAAAAGAUGAAAUUCUAAAAACCCAAUUGGUUUUUUUUUUGUUAUGUUUUUUUGAGUACAAUUUUUCUGUAUCAUAGUGAUUCCCUGAUUGGACAGCUGUAUAUAUUGCUUCUUAACUAUUGGUGAUGACCUCGCUACUCGGGAUUUAGAAAUUUAUUUGCUGGCUCUGCCAAGAUCUGUACAGUUGAUGUGCUAGUGGGUUGCCUGUAAUUCAUGCUUGGGAAAAUUCUGUAACAUAGUUUCUAUUAAUAAAUGUAUGUAAAGGACAGACACCUAAAUACCCCCACCCCCCCACAACCACCCUGUCUGCACACUACUGAACCUGCUGAUUGGUUGAGGGGAGAGGAAGUGGAUUGAGAUGAUGUGCAAAGUAGUAUUUAUGUCUGCAAACUUUGAUUCCUGUCAUUUCUGAAUGGAGUGGAGAAUGGGGCACUUUCAUGUUUAUAUUCUGUUUUCUUUUUCCACCCCAUUAUAGCCCCUCCACAUGGGAGGGGCCUGCAUCGCCGUCUUAACUUUUGGGGAGUGGGGAUUGGUUUGUUGUCGUGGGAAGUUGGUGGGCUGGGUCUUCCUUUUUCCUGUGUCCCACCUCUUUGCAGUCUGAGUGACCACUUCCUGCUUUUGUCUGUCCACAAGUACAAAAAAAAAGUACAUAUGUAUAAAUUUUUAAGGAGCUGUGCUAACAUUUAAAUGCGUUCUUGCGUGUAUAUGAUUUUAAAAUGUUGACAUUUUGAUUUUAAUGACAAAAUACUCUAGACAGAAAAAAUAAAUUAUACAUAACCUGUU